This is a messenger RNA of Bombus pascuorum, 1849 nucleotides long. RefSeq lists its product as uncharacterized. NCBI's taxonomy places the organism in Eukaryota, Metazoa, Arthropoda, Insecta, Hymenoptera, Apidae. Gene Ontology annotation, molecular function: DNA-binding transcription factor activity, RNA polymerase II-specific; DNA binding. The record is from RefSeq and is a predicted model, not a curated record. The transcript is spliced from 2 exons. Gene Ontology annotation, biological process: central nervous system development; regulation of DNA-templated transcription; neuron differentiation. The coding region runs from base 581 to 1846 and encodes 421 amino acids.
UGGAUACCGCCGGGUGAAUACCCCCCUCGUCACGUACGGGAUCAUUAGCCGGAUAUCCUUAGUCCUGCUCGCCAACCCUCUCUGAUAGCGGUGAUCCUCGUGCCUGACAUCAUUAUCCUGGGACGCCGUUCAGCGCCAGCGCGGUGAGACCAUCCUUCGAGGCCAUCCCUCGUAUCGUUCCAGUUCGGUUCCUCGUGUUUUGCCCUUCUCUUCUAUGUGUUUGCCGAUACUGUGUUUCGCCACCUAACUCGUAUAGUCGGAAUCGUUUGCACUGUGAUGUCGGUGCGACAAACACGGUUCUACGAUCGAGUUGCAUCUUCGUGACGUGAUACUUCGACGACGUGGACGUGGUGACGGAAAAAUUGUUCUGAAACUGCGGGACCGAGGUAGAUUAAAAGUCUGGCAUUAACGUUUAGAAACAUGGACGAUUCGUGGUAUGGUUCGCCGUAAUAUCUGUGUCAAAGAAAGAUAUUGUUUGACAUCAAAGUAGUUGGACUUGGAAAAUUGAUUUGUUGAUUUGUUGGAUUUCGAGUUUUAAGGUUGAAAAGUGAGUUUGCAAAUAGGAAUACUUUGGACGAGUAUGGAGCCGAACGAUCCGUCGGCAAGAUUGACCGUCGAGGAUUUGUCCGACUGCAGGAGCGAGAGCAGUCACUCGGAGAGCCAAUUGAGAGCCUUCCAGGACUACGAACGCAUUAAGGAAUUGAACCUAUCUGUAGACAAGUCAAAGGAAGAUCCUGCGAUUGAACCUAAAGACUUUCAUCUAGGGUUAGAACCUGGUAGAACCUCUAUUCGUUCGUCCUUCGACGAAUUUGAAAACAGUAGCAGGAAUCUUCCACUAUCACUGAACAAAGGCAAGGAUUUUGGUUACAUUGCCGGUAGUUUAAACGAGAUGGCCUAUCCCUUGGACAGAUCUAGUGAAAAUGACGAGUCUCUGGAAACGACUAACCUGUGCAGGACCAAGAAUCCGACGGCCAAGGAUUUGUUGUUCAAUCUUCGCGAGAACCGGCACAAAAAUGCUCACGCAACGUUGUCUCUCGAUAGGUACGGCAAGGAUUUGAAUUUUGCUGUGUCAGAGAAGGAUAUCAAGGAUUUUGGAUUGCUGAAGAAUUACAGUCUGGAUCGGAUGAAGGAGUUUAAUCUGUCGUUGGAUAGGAUGAGGGAUAGCCACAUUGGGAAUUUUGCUCUGGAGAGACUUCGAGGGGGAGCUGGAUUGCUGGAAAAUCCACCGAUAUUAGAGCAUAAUGAGUUGAAAAGUAUGCAGAUGCAACCGAGGAGCCAGGAUUUGGAAGCUAUCGCGUUGGAACGUAUGAGAAGAUCGCACUUAUUGGGAGCCGAUCUCUCGGCACAAAAUUUGUCCACACAGAUACCACAUCCGCAUUCUAUCACACAGAUGCAGCACUCGCAGCAGCAACAGCAACAACAGGCUAAAUCGUUUACUAUCGACGCGAUUCUUGGCUUGAGGAAUAAUCCCAGGGAGAAACGAAGUCAGCAGCAACAAUACAGAAAGCAUCAAGGUCAGGAAGGCGGGACGAAGAACGGCGGUUCAAGCUCGUGUUCCGGCGGCGGCGGCAAGUUGAAGAGGGUGCGUACGAUCUUCACUGCGGAACAGCUGGAACGGUUGGAGGGAGAAUUCGCGCGACAACAGUACAUGGUCGGACCAGAGAGGUUGUACCUGGCGCACGCACUCAGGCUGACCGAGGCCCAGGUGAAGGUGUGGUUCCAAAACCGACGCAUCAAGUGGAGGAAACAUCAUCACGAGCAACAGAGCCAAAGGGUGCACGAGUUUCAACGGUCGCUGAACUCUUCGCUGGAACACGAGGACAGUAACGAGACCGACAAAUGGUGAAAA